This is a messenger RNA of Oncorhynchus gorbuscha (pink salmon), 1437 nucleotides long. Its product is annotated as extensin-like. The record is from RefSeq and is a predicted model, not a curated record. The transcript is spliced from 2 exons. NCBI's taxonomy places the organism in Eukaryota, Metazoa, Chordata, Actinopteri, Salmoniformes, Salmonidae. The annotation marks the transcript as partial.
CCCCCACCCAAACGCCUGUCCCCCACCUACCCACAGCCCCCCACCCAAACGCCUGUCCCACACCUACCCACAGCCCCACCCAAACGCCUGUCACCACACCUACCCACAGCCCCACCCAAACGCCUGUCACCACACCUACCCACAGCCCCCACCCAAACGCCUGUCACUACACCUACCCACAGCCCCACCCAAACGCCUGUCCUCACACCUACCCACAGCCCCCACCUAAAACGCCUGUCACCACACCUACCCACAGCCCCACCCAAACGCCUGUCACCACACCUACCCACAGCCCCCACCCAAACGCCUGUCACCACACCUACCCACAGCCCCCACCCAAACGCUUGUCACCACACCUACCCACAGCCCCCACCCAAACGCCUGUCCCCACACCUACCCACAGCCCCCCACCCAAACGCCUGUCACCACACCUACCACAGCCCCCACCCAAACGCCUGUCACCACACCUACCCCAGCCCCCACCCAAACGCCUGUCCCCACACCCACCCACAGCUCCCCCACCCAAACACCUGUCACCACACCUACCCACAGCCCCACCCAAACGCCUGUCCCCACACCUACCCACACAGCCCCCACCCAAACGCCUGUCCCCACACCUACCCACAGCCCCCAAACGCCUGUCACCACACCUACCCACAGCCCCCACCCAAACGCCGUCACCACACCUACCCACAGCCCCCACCCAAACGCCUGUCACUACACCUACCCACAGCCCCCACCCAAACGCCUGUCCUCACACCUACACCACAGCCCCCACCUAAACGCCUGUCACCACACCUACCCACAGCCCCACCCAAACGCCUGUCACCACACCUACCACAGCCCCCACCCAAAACGCCUGUCACCACACCUACCCACAGCCCCCACCCAAACGCUUGUCACCACACCUACCCACAGCCCCCACCCAAACGCCUGUCCCACACCUACCCACAGCCCCCACCCAACGCCUGUCACCACACCCUACCCACAGCCCCCACCCAAACGCCUCCCCCACCCAAACACCUGUCACCACACUACCACAGCCCCCACCCAAACGCCUGUCACCACACCUACCCACAGCCCCCACCCAAACGCCUGUCCCCACCCACCCAAACACCUGUCACCACACUCCACCUACCCACAGCCCCCACCCAAACGCCUGUCACCACACCUACCCACAGCCCCCACCUAACGCCUGUCACCACACCUACCCACAGCCCCCACCUAAACGCCUGUCACCACACCUACCCACAGCCCCCACCCAAACGCCUGUCACCACACCUACCCACAAAGCCCCCACCCAACGCCUGUCACCACACCUACCCACAGCCCCCACCCAAAACGCUGUCCCCACACCCACCCACAGCCCCCACCCAAACACCUGUCCCACCUACCGAUGGACAACUUCUACUUGAAGAGUCACUUCCAGCAUCGUAA